AUGCAUGUAGAUGACAUUGAAGGCGUACCCAGAACUCUUCAUGAGAAUACCGGUGAAUUGAUGGAUUUGAUUACGGCACGUCUCCUGAGCCCGAGAACAUCUUCCGCUAAUCCGAAAGAAUCAGAUUUAGAACUGAAAACUGCACAGCCAUACAUGAUCAGUCCAGCGAAACCCAAAUCUCAUGUAAAGAGACCCUCAUUUCUUGCUCUUCUUGAAAAUGAACCCGACAUCAAUAGUGCUGACUUUGACAGUCCUCAAUCUAGCAGAAUAUCCGAUAUGCAAAAAGAUAGCAUUCGACAACCAACUCGCGAUGAAGAGGAUAAAAAUAAGAAAACAGUUGGAAUUCUUAAUAUAAAAAGUGACAAAACGCCCUCUCGCCUUCGCAAAUUAAUCCGUCCAUUUCGAAGCGACACCAGCCUAAUGGCAUCUGACAACAGGUUGGAUUUACAGUUGAUCUGA
This is a messenger RNA of Strongylus vulgaris, 459 nucleotides long. The record is from the annotation of a GenBank genome assembly. Lineage: Eukaryota; Metazoa; Nematoda; Chromadorea; Rhabditida; Strongylidae.